Coturnix japonica (Japanese quail) is the source of this 7486-nucleotide messenger RNA. RefSeq names its product glutamine rich 1 (gene QRICH1). Lineage: Eukaryota; Metazoa; Chordata; Aves; Galliformes; Phasianidae. The record is from RefSeq and is a predicted model, not a curated record.
GAGGUAGCGCGCUGAUUGGCUGCGGGGGGUUGAAUGUAAGAUGGCGCCCAGGGAGCUGUGAGGGGAAAAGACUCGGGGCCGAGGCGGCGGCGGCGCGAGUCUGCGGCGGCAGCGGGACCGGGCUGAGAACGUUACAAGUCUAAGAGCUCAGGACAAGAGCAGCAGAAAUACAUGCACCAUGGUGACUGGUGAGAGCUUCCUUGUGACAGCUUGUGGCAGGGGAAGAUUCUCAAGACCAGAAUGGUAGGCUGACUGUGGUGCUGAUUAGGAUGGAGCAGCUGAGCAGGGAACCCUCAGGACCUUGCAAUAUGAAUAAUUCUCUGGAGAACACCAUUUCCUUUGAAGAAUACAUCCGUGUGAAGGCACGAACGAUCCCCCAGCACAGGAUGAAGGAGUUCCUGGACUCCCUGGCUUCCAAGGGGCCGGAAGCUCUGCAGGAGUUUCAGCAGACAGCCACCACCACGAUGGUGUACCAGCAGGGAGGCAACUGCAUUUACACGGACAGCACAGAGGUGGCCGGGUCUUUGCUUGAACUUGCUUGCCCUGUGACAACCAGUGUCCAGCAGCAAACUCAGCAAGAGCAGCAGAUACAGGUUCAGCAACCCCAGCAAGUCCAGGUUCAGGUCCAGGUCCAGCAGUCACCGCAGCAGGUCUCCGCCCAGCAGCUCUCUCCACAGCUCACUGUCCAUCAAGCUUCUGAGCAGCCGAUACAGGUCCAGGUGCAGAUCCAAGGCCAGGGGCAGCAGCAGGCCUCCCAGACAAUACAAAGUCAAUGUCUUCAGAGCCCCAGCCCAUCUCAGCUGCAGGCAGCUCAAAUCCAAGUGCAGCAUGUGCAGACUGCCCAGCAGAUCCAAGCUGCAGAGAUACAGGAGGAGCACAUACAACACCAGCAGAUCCAGGCACAGCUUGUUGCAGGACAGGCCAUCACAGGUGGUCAGCAGAUCCAGAUCCAGACAGUGGGGGCAUUGUCACCUCCACCUUCUCAACAAGGCUCUCCGCGAGAGGGAGAGAGGAGGAUCAGCACCGCUAGCGUCCUUCAGCCGGUGAAGAAACGCAAAGUGGAUAUGCCUAUUACUGUAUCGUAUGCUAUUUCAGGGCAGCCAGUUGCCACAGUGUUGGCCAUUCCUCAGGGCCAGCAACAAAGUUAUGUCUCUCUAAGGCCAGACUUGCUAACAGUGGACAGUGCCCACCUGUACAGUGCCACUGGGACCAUUACUAGCCCCACUGGAGAGACUUGGACCAUCCCUGUUUACUCUGCUCAGCCACGUGGUGACCUUCAGCAGCAAAACAUAACCCACAUUGCCAUCCCUCAGGAGGCCUACAAUGCUGUCCACGUCAGUGGCUCCCCAACGACACUGACCACAGUGAAGCUGGAAGAUGACAAGGAUAAGAUGGUGGGAAGUACUUCAGUAGUGAAGAACUCUCAUGAGGAAGUGGUGCAGACUCUUGCUAAUUCACUCUUUCCAGCGCAGUUUAUGAAUGGCAACAUCCACAUUCCAGUGGCAGUGCAGGCUGUGGCCGGGACAUACCAGAACACAGCACAGACAGUGCACAUAUGGGACCCGCAGCAGCAACAGCAGCAGCCCACACCCCAAGAGCAGGGGCAGCAGCAGCAGCAACUACAAGUCACUUGCUCAGCUCAGACUGUUCAGGUUGCUGAAGUAGAACAGCAGCAGCAGCCGCAAACUUCACCUGAACUUCUGCUUCCAAACUCUCUGAAGCCAGAAGAAGGGCUUGAAGUGUGGAAAAGCUGGGCACAGACAAAGAAUGCAGAGCUGGAAAAAGAAGCCCAAAAUAGGCUAGCACCUAUUGGAAGACGUCAGCUGCUGAGGUUCCAGGAAGAUCUCAUAUCUUCUGCUGUGGCUGAGCUGAAUUAUGGUCUAUGUUUAAUGACACGAGAAGCACGGAAUGGUGAUGGUGAACCGUAUGAUCCAGAUGUGCUGUAUUAUAUCUUCCUGUGUAUUCAGAAGUAUCUCUUUGAAAACGGGCGAGUAGAUGACAUCUUCUCGGAUCUCUACUAUAUUCGCUUCACUGAAUGGCUGCAUGAGGUUCUCAAGGAUGUACAGCCUCGUGUUUCCCCCCUUGGUUAUGUCCUCUCUAGUCAUGUAACAGAGGAGAUGCUGUGGGAGUGUAAGCAGCUGGGAGCUCACUCCCCUUCCACCUUACUCACUACGCUGAUGUUUUUUAAUACAAAAUACUUCCUGUUGAAGACAGUAGACCAGCACAUGAAGCUGGCCUUCUCCAAGGUAUUGAGGCAGACCAAGAAGAACCCUUCCAAUCCCAAGGAUAAAAGCACGAGUAUCCGCUAUCUGAAGGCUCAUGGUGCACACCAGACAGGCCAGAAAGUUACAGAUGACAUGUAUGCAGAGCAGACUGAGAAUCCAGAGAACCCCCUGAGGUGCCCGAUAAAGCUGUAUGACUUCUACCUCUUCAAAUGCCCCCAGAGUGUGAAAGGCCGGAAUGACACGUUUUACUUGACUCCGGAGCCAGUGGUGGCCCCCAACAGCCCUAUCUGGUAUUCCAUCCAGCCGAUCAGCAGAGAGCAGAUGGAGCAGAUGCUCACCCGGAUCCUGGUGAUACGAGAGAUUCAGGAAGCUAUUGCCGUGGCUAAUGCCAGCACCAUGCACUAAGGCAUCCUUCUUGGCUCAGAAGGGGUGGGGUGGGGUGAUGGGGGAGGGACAAGCAAAGAAUUGUACAGACUUUUACACUAAAGGAGAUGCCUAAGUUUUUGGUUUUUUAUUGGUGUAGCUAUGAAGCCCUUUUAGGCUUCUUCUCUUUAAAAGAAUCUAAAGGAAACCUACCCAUUGUGUAUCCUACCCAACACACCAAACUGUUGGAAUCAUUGGAGGCUGCAUAUCCCCUGCAAGCUGGGAGCUGUGGAAAGCUGCUGGUUGACUCUGAUUUUUUUUAUGAUGUAGAAAAUAUGAACUACAGGAUUGGCCUGGAUGACUGGGGCCUCUGUCUCCUUGGAGCACGUGCAGCCUAGAGGGCACAGAAUGAUGGAUGGACCUGCUCAGCCAGUGGAAGAGAGGCAGGCAUCUUCUUUUCUUGUGCUUGGACAUUAAUUUGCUGUUAUCUUGGAAGGAAGAGGAGAGAGUGAACUACAAUUGUCAUUUAUACAAAGAAAACAAAAAACAAACAAACAUUGAUUUCUAUUCAGACCUUUAAGUGACAUUUUUAGAUGUUAAAAGUACAAACUUUACCACACUUCUUUUUUUUGGCCUAAUACUGAGGCCUUAAACCUUGAGGCUCCUGUGCCUGAUGGAAUUCUUGUAACAUACACUUGUGUAUCAUAUAAAGAUACCACCCUGUUUCUCUUAUGUAUUCUUACUCUAGUUGUUUAUUAAGAAUGAUGAGCACGUCUUUUCAACAUGCCAUUGAACAAUGUGUCUUUAUUUGGGGAAGAGUGAGCUGUGAGGGUGGGGGGGUCGUUAAACAAAGAUCAGUAUGCAAACUGGUUGUUUUCAUCCCUGUUUGUGCUUUCCAGCUUGAGUCUGCUGGACUUCUUUCACCCUGACAAAUUAGGAAGGUAGAAGGGGAUUAAAUUCUAUUAAAGGACCUGGCUGUCUGCUGAUGGAAGCUUGGUAUCAGGCUAGGAACAUGGAUCUGUGAGACCAGAUCAGGCUGUCAGUCUGUCCUAAAUGUUCUGUGGCUAGCCUGUGAGGCUUCACUCCUAGGCAAAUCCCCCUCUCCCUGCCUUUACAAACACGCCAUAGCAACUGUGUCAGAGGGAAAAGGGCCUUCCAGGGCAUUCUGGGAGCAGCUUGUGGCUUACUCCUGCCAUGUAACAGCUUCUUCAGAGUUUAACACAGCUGUGUAGCUUCUGUCAUCAUUCAUGAUCAUAAACCCCAACCAUGUAGCCUUGCCUUCCUGCAUCUUCAAUAGCUGCUGUAUUCUAUAUUAUUAACAAAUAGUCUGCUCUUUUGAAGCCAGUGGGUAGCCAGCUGUGCUUGAAAUGGGAGAUCACUCUAGCCAGGCUUGUGAUUUGUGCCAUCAGCUUCUUGGAUGCAGAGAGGUGACUCUGUUUCUUGAACUUGUCUUACCUGCUUUUCCAUCUCCUGUCCCUUCCCUGUUCCAAGAUACAUGGAUAGAUAUCUACUUAUAUAUGUAUUACAAUAAAAGAACUUGUUUACAGGCAAGCAACUUUUUUGAAGCUUCUGUUGGCCAACACUUGUUUGUAUUGAGAAGGAAGAUUUGCCGUCUCCAUUGGAUGUGUAAAUCUGCACAUAGAAUGAGAAUAGGAAUAAUGUUGUCUACUUCUGUGCUCUUGAUCCUUGUAGAGGUGUGUGGCCCUAGCGAGACUUCAGGCCUCUGAUGCUUCAUGUUGGCAGUGUCCAUGAGAAAGCAGAUGUGCUCGAAUUGGUUGUAUGAUUAGUUUGUUCCCUGUAUAGGACUCUGCGCUUAAGGAAGUGCAGAGAGGUAAGGUAGCCACUCACUUAUUACUGAUACCUGCACUCUAACAUAGACUUACUUAUAGCUUAGUUUCUCACCUCAGAGUUAUGCAAGGGGAAAAUAACAUUGGGUUGGUGUCCACAUCCUGGUGGGUAAGUUGGGAAGAUGGUGUCUGGAUGGUGUGUCAUGUUGACAGCAUCUACCUUCAGUGAAAUUCAGCCAUUGGGAGCCAGCAGCUGCCUCCUGGUAAGGCAGCUGUCAGGAUUGCUAGUGCCAUUUCAGCUGUCAGAAGCCUAUAAUCCCUUUACCAUACUGUAGCUACUUAAUGGCCCUAACUCAAGUAUUUAAGGAUGUGGUGAGGGGCCUGCUCCCACUGUUUCAAACAGGUGGGAGUGGUUGUUGUUGAGGAUGCUGCACGGGCUUGCACAGAGCAGACUUCCCAUUCUUUUGGGCAGCUUGCCCUAUCUUCAGAAGAGAGACACAGUGAUGUGAGAGAAACUGCAGAUUGACCGCUUGUGCUCAAGUCCUGGUGUGUGCUCUGCAAUAGUGCAUGUGAAACUAGCUCCAGCAUGCCUGCACUCGUGUGAGCCUGCUGCUUGCUCUGUCUCCAUCAGAAAUGCAGUGGGUAUUUGAGUCAUCUGCCGGGUACUAAGUGUGCAAACCACUUCAUUAAGUGGCUUUGAGAGUCACUUUACUCUAAAAAUUGCCAGAAGCUGCAAUAACUUAAGAGAGUAUCAGGGCGAUUUCAGGUUAGAGAUGAACAGAUAAUUCAGCUGAAGUUUCAGGAGAAACAAAAUUCCACAUUACCUAAAAAUAAAAAAUCCUAGACGGUGUGUUCUCCUGACUGCCCUUAAGAGCACAAUGAUCUGAAGUCUUGGUAAGAGAAGAGUUCUCCUUGGCCUUGGACUAUACAGCUUAAGAGCGAAGGAACUUGUCUGUGCUGAGCUGUGGAGCUCUCCUAGCGAUUGGUUGUGUUCUGACAGACUGAAGUGUUUCCAUUACUUUCUUGUUGUUUGGACAUAUAUAAGAGAUGAACUUGCUGACUUAGUAGUGGACUGCUGUACUGUUCUGUACCGUCUCAUCAGAAUGUCCACUGUGUUAAUUCAUUCCCUAUUUUCAGAGACAAUCGAUAUACUGUGACUUAAGGAUUAUUUUUCUGGGCCUGGCUUCUAGUCUGGCUCUCUGGAGCUAGUUUAAAAGGUACAGUAUUUCUGGAAUAUAAAUACUAUGUUCUUUGAUAGUAAAGAACAGUAUCUGCUCCCUUGUAGGGGCUCAUAGGAAGGCGUGCACAGAGUGGCACAGUGCUGUGGCGUGGGGUUGCUAUCCAAGUUCUGGGAGGUGUUCCCAGUCAAACAUGUAAAAUAGCUUUUUAACACUUUCCUAUAACCAGCUUGUUUGCUGCUUAAAGGGCAUUCCACCUAAGCUCCAAGAGUGCCAAACUGCUAGCUCUUGUACGCGUGUAUAUAUUAAAUGAGAACUCUCCAUGCCCUAUGCCUUGUUUGAGGCAGGCUGAAAAUGCAUCAAUCUUUAAAUAACUAAAGCUGAGGAAGUCGAGCUAGAAGACCCUGCAUUGUUGGUUUUGAAUUAUGCCCAUCUUGUCUCUCUGAUAUGAAAGGAACUGUAGAAGGCAGAGUAUGACUGACUAUUGUAAAGCACCUCACACUCUGACAUUAGGCUCAUGUAUUGUCCUACCUCUUGACACUAAUAGCAUUGCUUUCUUAAAGAACACUGUAGCCUCUCUUACACACUUGUCUGUGGCAGCAUUAGAUUUUCAUUUACUUUCAAAAGUUCAAGUAUUUCCUUUAAGCAGUAAUGGCUGAAACGGCAGAGAACAGACGAGAGAGGGGUUCUUUACCUUUGCUUGAAGUGGUGAGUGAAAGGAACAGUCUAAAAGUGGCCUAAAAUGGCACUUGUCUGAUGGCUGCUUCAGAGAUUUCUUUGGUUUCUGAAGUAGAUCCUGCUUUGGGCCAAUGAAAAAGACUUAAUCUGAUCCCUAAAUAAGAAUCCACUUCCGCGCUGUUGCUCUUAGGGCAGAAUUAAAGUCUUUUCUCAGCUGCAUCAGGGCUACUAACUGCCUCGGCGUGCUUAGAAUGAAUCAGGCCAUCUUCAGGCCUCCUGCACAGUGGUAAGAACAGCUUCAAAAAUGGCAGAAAUGAGCCCUCUGAGCUUAAAUGCAGUGCAGCCUUCCUGAUACUGCAGUCGCUCAUCUUCUUGCUGGUCUGAGUGCUGCUGGAUGCUAACGGACUCUGCAUUGUCAUCUGAUUUUAAUAGUGACUUACUUGCAAUUAGUGUUUGGGCUCUUAAAUCACUGUUACAGAGGGAUGUAAACUGUCUUCCACCCUAUAUGGGACUCUUCUUCCCAUCUUCUUGCUGGAGCUGCUCCUCUCAAGUACUACAGGGAACGUACCUUAUCCAGUUGUUUCAGCCUGUUCUGUCUCACUCGUGCCAAUGCAUAGGAAACAGCCCUCAGCUGCUGGCAGUGCUAAGUUGAGCAUCUUCCUCCCUUAACAAGCAUCUUCAGUUUUCUUCCAGAAGUUUCACAGACCCGCUGCCUCCAGUCUGUGCAGCGGCUGCUGAGUCCCCUCCCCGUCAGUUCCCCUCUGCUGUGUGGCUGAAGCUCAGCUCUCAGCACUGCGGCCGCUUUCCCUGUAAUAACCUUGUGCAUGGCAGCGAGUUUGCCUGCUUCUGUUCUUGUUUGAGCUCAUCGGGAUGGGGAGGCAGAUCGAACCCACUUACAGCAGCAAUAAACCGCGUCUAGAUCUCAAGAGGGAACUGCAGGAGAGAACGAGGUGGAGAGGAUGUCUGAGAAAGGCAGGGUCCAUUUGCAGCCCAGAGCCUCGCUUGAUAAUGAGUGUGCAGCCUAUAUGCAAAAUACGUCUUGUCUGUCCCUCCCAUGUUGACCCUGAUCUAAACAGCACAUGUGAUUGGCAUCCUGCAAAGUGACCUUCAGAACUCUCCAGUAGCUUUGCCCCGUGAGUAACUCACACUACAAAUCAUUUUAAAGAGAUGCACUCAACUAUUUUUUUAAUUUAAUUUUACUCUUAUAUUCUCUGCUCUUUGUAAUCUGCUUGGAAAUAAAAUGUUUUUCCCUGCA